Molecule: messenger RNA, 7183 nt
Organism: Selaginella moellendorffii
Lineage: Eukaryota; Viridiplantae; Streptophyta; Lycopodiopsida; Selaginellales; Selaginellaceae
Exons: 19
Coding region: 51-6755 (2234 amino acids)
Biological process (GO): vacuolar acidification
Cellular component (GO): RAVE complex
Molecular function (GO): protein binding
Source: RefSeq, a predicted model, not a curated record
UCUUGGACUAGGUUAGAUUUUUGGAGCGAUCGAAAUGUAGCAGCCGAGGUAUGGAUCGCAGAUUCUCGGAGUACACCGGCCAUGGCGCUGCUGCGAGCGUGUCCAGCAGCGAUCCUUCUUCCACCGCGGUGCCGCUCCAGUUGUUCGUGCGCCAGGAGAUCCCUGGCGCCUCAAAUCCGGGGCCCUACAUUGCGGAUUGCUUGCCAGAUUUCGCCGGCUAUAGCUGGAUCGCGUAUGGCGCGGGCAGCCAGCUUGUAAUAUCGAUCGUCGCGUCGCCAGACAAGAAGGAGGAGUUUGGGAUCGCGCGCUUGUUUCAUCAGGCUCUAGAGACGAGGCUGGUCGAGGUAUCGGACGAGGAUUCUCGUGUGAGUAUCGUCAGCUGGGGGAAUUCUCAAUCCGGGAGCGUUGGGGCUGCCGCUGGAAAGGCGAUCUACAUCUUUGCUCCCAGAUUUCUUGGAAGACCUGAGACACAAAAUACUCCAGCUCUUCCGCUAGAAUGGGAGCCCAGGAGCAUGCUCGUCCAUACUUUUCCUGUGACACAUUUUUCAUGGAGCGGAUCUGGCGAUGGUAUACUUUCGUCGGCUGGAUCAAAGAUCUCGAUGUGGAAGCAGGACGAUGAUGGGUCUGGUAACUGGGUUCCUGUUUGGGAGUCUUUGGUGGAGUGGCCUCAAGCGCUUGUGGCUGCUUCGUGGUCGUAUAGGGGUCUCGCAGCGUCCACUGAUAUGGAUAACUUAGCAGGAAAGGAUCUUAGAGGAAAGGCUACAGUGUGGUGGUGGCAAGAAGGCUCAGAGGCACAGCCAGUGGAGCUUUCUCAUCCAAGGCAAGUUCUUGCUAUACAGUGGAGGCCCGUGUCAAGGCAAAAUGGAAAGGUGGUGGAGGAAAGUGACCAUCACAGGCUGAUACUACUUACGUCUUGCCGAGAUGGAGUUGUCCGGCUGUGGCUGGAGAUUGACAGUGGGAAAGCUAGAGCCGACAACGCCAUGAUCAAGCCAGCGUUUUUCGUCAGUGCCUUGAUCGAAGUGAACACGAGCUUGCAGGCAACACUGGGACUGGACUGCUUUGUGACUUGGGGGUUGGAAAAAUCGCAGGGAAGUAAUUUCGCCACGGGGAAUUCGACAGAGGUUGCGGCUUGUGAGUGGAUCGUGGGGACGGGGCCUCGUGGAAUCGUUGCACUUUGGUCUUUGCAUUGCCUGGACGAUGUGUAUCCUCCGCGCUGUCCUCGAGUCUUACUGUGGCAACAAGGGACGUUACGUUUGCUCGACUCGGAACCAGACAUCGCAGAGAAUCCAUGUUUUUUCAAGGCAGUGAUUCAGAGAGCUCAAUCUUCGGUUCCGCCAACUUCGGUGGACUUGUUCGAAGUUUACGAUGGAGGUCUGUUGAGACGCUCUCGGCUUUGGCCCCCGGUCACUUCCAUUGGCGGUGGUAGUGGUCUUGUGAGGAGAGCAUCCGAUACAACGGGGUUGACGAGUAAGAUCAAGAUUGGUACGUGGGGACGCUCUCACGAGGAUUUUCUCACGUUCGGUCACACCGGGAAUAAGAUAAAUCUUGCUCUACAUCCGGCUCGUGCAGCAAGAGUGGCAGCAUCUGUUGACAAAGCAGGAACUCUUCUACUUUGGCAAACUAGCCUUCCUCUCGAACCUUACGUCGAAGCUCCGCAUUUGCACGUAUCAUCCUGGAGACUCUGUGGCAGAUUGUCCAUACAGACCGAAAACUUUCUGCCGGCACUCUGCUGGUCUCCGGCUCUACUUUUGGGUGAUAAGAUGGUGUUAGUGGUGAGCCAUUCCGACAGCCUCUCCUGUUAUCUCGUAGUAAGGGACAGAUCGAAGGAACAACACUGGCUCGCAUUAGAUCUGCUAUACGAGUUGCGGCCUCCAGUGUCUCAAGAAAAGCUGGUACUGGAAGACGUGUUCGUGAUCCAGAACUCUGCACAGAAGGAUCAGUCGGUUCUUGUUCUUGUUGCUUGCGGGAACAAGGGAAACGUGGCGAUGUCCUGGACCUUCAACAUCGUCUUAUGCGAAAAAGAUGGUGAAGAAGAUCAACAAAACUCUCGACAGUCGGGCAUUCCUUACAAGGGACCACUAGUGGGGGCUGAAGAAGCAAUCUACACAACAUGCUUCUGGACUGGCUAUAUGUUUAUGGCCCUUGGAGAAAGACUCUUGAGCGCAACCUCCCAUUAUCCGUCACUGUAUAAUUUCGUUUCGGGCUGUGAAGACGGGUCUUUACGGCUCUGGCGAGUAACUCUGCCGGAAAAUCAGCAUCUCAACUCCUGGGAGUGUGUUGGUCGACUGACAACAAUUUCUUCUGAACGGUUCACUUUGCUAGCUGUGGGUAACCAUGGCACAAAGCUGGCUUCUUCGACGCAGUCUGAUUCAACUCUGAGAAUUUGGGAGAUAGUUUGUGGCUCAGGCAGCUACUUGCAUUACCUUACAGGAGAGAUCGUCCUAGCGCAAACUCCAGCUGCAUUGAGCUGGUUCGAAGGUGGUGAUGGAGUUUCAAUGCUGGGGAUAGUGGUUGCCGGUUUAGUCCAGGUUUACGUUGAAGCCCGUGAUGACGCAUCCGACUACUCGAGCUGGGUCUGCCUAGCAUCAAUUUCCACUUUGCAUUGCGUGGAUGGACUUUUUUGGGGGCCACAAGCGUCGCUUGUUGUGACGACUGAAAGCCGGAUACAACUUCUAAGUCAAUGGGGGACGGAAAGCGGUGGAACUGUGGAGAUGUUGUUGAAGGCAGCUAUUACAGCUUCACGACCGCGAUCUCUCUGCCAUCCGAAAUCGAUUUUGAAUUUUCUCUUGAACGGAGAGCAGCACCAAGCAAGUAUCUGUCUUCGACGCCUCUUAUCCCUUGCGGCUGAAAGGACAUGCGACUCUCUUGAGUUCCCGUUCAUUUCGAUACAUGAUAUUCAAAAGGAGAAGAAGUUGGAACACACCGCGGUAACACAAACAGCAGCAUGGGUCUUUGGGGAGUCGAUGGAGCACUCAGACAGUCUUCACGAUGUAGAUGGUCCGUUGAGCGCUUUGGAAUUGGAGCAGCUUACCUCGAUUGUAGAGCUUUUUAAAAAUGGCUCUCAGCUUCUACCAGUCAUCCACUUGCUUCAGGGGAUUCGUCAGUCAAGUCAGUUUGCAUACCUUGAUGAACCCGGCCAAAGGGUUGCUAUAUCUGUUCUCUACAACAAGCUUCAGAAUUUGGAAGUCCUUGUAGAUUCUAAAACGAUUGCAUGGGCCCUUCAGUCGGAAUGCAAGGAUUUACUCGUUGAUAUGCUCAUUCCAGAGAACAGCAUGUCAUGGUCCGCUUUAAGAGCUCUUGGAGUUGGUUUUUGGUUUACAGAUGUUGGACAGCUUCGUGCACGGAUAGAGAAACUGGCAAGGACUCUAUUUAUGCAAAGCCGUGAUCCUAAGGACUGUGCUCUUUUCUAUAUUGCAUUGGAUCGGAAAACGGUACUGUCCGGCUUAUUUAAAAUGAGUCGGGAUGAAAGCGACAAACCUUUGGUUCAGUUUUUUGCCAGGGAUUUUCAGGACGACAAAAACAAAUCUGCUGCUCUUAAAAAUGCCUACGUCUUGAUGGGAAAGCAUCGGCAUGAACUUGCAGCUACGUUUUUCUUGUUAGGGGGAGAUUUAGAAUCUGCAAUAUCAGUGUGUACCAGAAACCUUUGUGACCCGCAGCUAGCAUUGGUUAUAUGUCGCCUGAAGGGGAGUAAUGAGCAACCAGCAAAAGAUCUUAUUUCUAAAGAUCUGCUUCCAGACGCGAAAAUUUCCGAUAAAUGGCUUGCGAGCGUAUUUCAGUAUUUACUUGGUGAGCGUCUUGAAGCUCUCUGCGAAAUAGUCGGAAGUGACAAAGAUCCAAGAAAACUACCUCUUCUCGAUCCUGAUGUUGGAGACUACUGUCGUGUUGUUCUCUCGAAACCCGGAAUGACUAGUUCUUCCAUAGCAAACAAGGCGUGUCGGAUAUCUGCUCUAGCUUUGAAGAAGCUUGGACUUCCCUUAAGAGCUUUAGAGAUUCUGCAAAGAUCGUCACAUGAAACUUUCAGUGCUGGUCAAAUGGAUUGGAUUGUUCCCGCUGUGGCAGAAAAGCUUGCUGUACACUUCGUGGAAGGUCUCGCCUUGCAAUACAUGAUCGAUGCUGGGGAGAUAUGGCGCGACUUCAAGCAAAAGACAGCGGACAAUGGCGUUCGGGAUCUAGCCAUCCUCAACCGCAAGUUUUCUAUCGAUUUGGCAUCUUUGUCUAACUUGCUUGAGCUCACCGCAUGGCAUCUUGGGCGUCCAUGGUUUGGUUAUUGGUUGCUCAACACCGCAACUAUAUCUACGGAUUUGCCAUCACCUUUCAGUUCUUCGGCUAAUUAUAAAGAAACCAUUUUGGAGUUCGUGUCUUCGACAGAGAUAUUUUGUGCGACAUUGCUAGCCUUCGGCCCUGCCAUCUUUCCAUCAAGUAUUUCAUUGGAUACAUAUGGGAACUUUCAACCACUUUUGAUGAACGAGGGACAUAUUGGUCUAGCAACUGACAAGGCCUGGUCUACAACGUUGCCUCAGGUUGAAGAAUUAAGAAGUUAUGCAAGCCAGAUCAAUCAGUUCGUAUCCAGCAGCAGCUCGAUACCUGAUGAAACGGAGAGACGGCAUUUGUUUCUACUCGCCUUUAUAUUUCUGAUGGGAGCAGCUUGGCUUAAGAGACAGGCGGAGGUGCUGUUAUUUAUAAUUCAGAUGAUGCUGGACACCGAGACAACUUCUGGACUCGAUCUUAACGCCUGCUUUCGUAUGGAGCCGUCUAAGACUCCUUUCGACGGGUCUGAAACAAAGUUACUAAGCGACGAUGAUACAUGGCUCUUACUUGGUGUUGCAUUGUGGAGCCGGGUCCUUACUUUUCUAAAACGGCAGCUUUCGACGGUGGCGACUGAGGUUUCUUAUUCUGGCUUUGGCAGAGUUUCUCCUAGGCAAUCGACUAUCAAAUCCUUCUCUCGACUAUCGUUCGUAAGCGUUGCCGAGCAAUCUGUGAAACCUCGCCGACAACCUGGUGCCGAAGCUCUGUUAUCGUCCAUAGGCUGCAUAUUUUCGAAACUAAGAACUCAGUUGGCACUUCGGGUCAGGGACACAGCAAAUGGGGCUUCACUUGACUUUUUGUGGAAGGAAGGACCGGAUGCUGGAAACUAUAUCCAGAAUUCGUACGUGGAACUUUGGAAGCUUCUAUCUGUAAAUGAGGAGGUUCGCGCGGCCUUGAAAAUGGAAGGUAUUGAUGGACAACAGCCGUUGGAGAGCAAGGUUGGCUGGAUAGCAGAAACAAGUGAUAGAAGUUCGGCUUCAGCUGUUCCUGCUCCAGAAGAAAGUGGCAUCCGGUCUCAGCUUAGUAGGAGGUUUAGUAUGAAGGGAUUGAUCCGGAGCCACUUCAACACUAGAUUUCGCAAGGACGACGAAGCUUUGCAUUCGCCAGGCGAUUCACUGGAGGCUAUCUCAGUUAACAGUUGCAAUCCCGAGCAAGUGGUCGUUGCGAGCAGUAGCAAGGGACUUCUUUACCUUGAACUUAAUACGUAUGGCAAGUUUUCUGAGUCUAAAGACAACUUGUGGGCAGAAGCUGACUGGCCUCAGGAUGGCUGGGCAGGAUCAGUGUCAACACCCGUCCCAACUUUUGUCACACCCGGUGUAGGCUUGGGUAGCAAGAGCGGCUCGGGCAUUGGACUAGGUGGUGCAGCAGUUGGAAUGGCAGCACUGUCAAAGUCCGUAAAGGAGUCGAGAAAAGCUGCGGUUGGAUUUGGAGUUCCAGGAUAUGCAGGCAUUGCAGCCUGGCAUAUGGGAUGGGAGGAACUAGCAGACUACGAUGGACUCGUCGAUCCUCCGGCCACUGUUGAGAACGUGACAACGUCCGCUAUAGCUGCACAUCCUUUGCGGCCUUUCUUUCUCGUCGGCGCGAGAAACACUCACGUUUACCUCUGGAAGUUUGGCGAGUCGUCGGCCACUGCAACUUAUGGUGUCUUGCCGGCUGCAAAUGUCCCACCACCUUACGCCCUUGCUUCCGUUUCUUCCGUCCAAUUCGAUCGUUGUGGUCAUCGGUUUGCAUCCUCAGCAGUCGAUGGCACUGUGUGUGCGUGGCAGCUCGAAGUUGGAGGCCGAAGUAACGUCUGUCCUACUGAGUCUCAACUGUGCUUUGACCGCCAUGCGUGGGACGUCACUUUUGUUGGUGAGAGUGGCGCUAUUAUUGCAGCGGCCGGUUCUAGCCCCUCGGGAGAGAACCUGGUCGUCUGGAAUACUUUAGCUCCCCCAAGCUCGGCGCGAAUGUCGAUUUCCUGCCAUGAAGGUGGUGCCAACUGCCUGGAUGUAUUGCACGCGGACCUUGGUGGCUCGCCUCUGAUUAUAACUGGAGGGAAGAAAGGAGAUAUCUCCGUCCAUGACUUUCGAUACAUUACAACCGGCAAGGCCAAGCGUCGCAAGAACGGGUAUCAAAGAACAGGCGACGAUGGUCGUUUCGUGUGGCACAUACCGAAAGCUCAUACAGCGAGUGUAACCAGAGUGCGAGCAGUGCCAGGGACAACACUGUUUUUAACUGGCAGUAAAGACGGAGACGUCAAGCUUUGGGAUGUGAACAAAUGCGAGCUCGUAAAGCACUGGCAGAGAGUCCAUGAGAAACGCUUGUUUCUUCAGCACAAUACGCCAGGCUUGGGUGCUCUGGUUCAGGCAGCAGUGAUGGAUUUGAGGAUCUUACCAAAUGGAUUCAUUACAUGCGGGAGCGACGGGGCUCUUCGGCAUUUUCGAUUGGAAAGCGAGCAUCACUCUGGUUGACCCGUGAAAGAUUAGCAUAACUUAUAAGAACGCAAUGCGUGUCAGAGAAAUCCCAGAGAUAAAACUGAGGAUGAGGCUUUGUCGGGCAUCCACCUGACAGGCUGCGGACGUGGAUGCGUCUCCGCUUGCCACGUGCCGUGGUGUCGGGUGGGCGCUGACUUGCCGGUCAACUUUACCGUCUGGUGUAAGUAUGGAGAUUGGGUCCCCUUGGCUUGAAUAAAAGAUGUUAGAAAAUGGAUCUCAGUGCAAAGUGGUAUCAGCCUCAAUGCCUUUUGUGGAUGAGGGGAAUCUUUAAAAUAUUGGUAUGGUCAAUGUACGUCGCUUGCUUUUCUAGAACACUAGGAACAUUUUUGUGGCAACCAAAAAGAAAGCAAGAGAAACAACAGGGACAGAAAUAAAAUAGCAAGGCCGCUUCUUCGAAACUCCAA